AUGCUGUAUUUUCUCACAAUUUUGUCGAAUAUGACUAAAAUUCAAGUUUUCAUCACAGCGGCAUCGAACUUAUUGUUAAUCUACAUUACUUUAUUUCAUGUAAAGCAAAUCGUUGGGACCUAUAAAUAUAUGAUAAUCAUAUUUUCAUUUCUCGGAAUCGGCUUUUCAAUUUCCGAUCAAGUAGCCAAACCCGUUAUCUAUAGCUAUGCUGGAGCAUUGUUAUGCUUUAGCUAUGGAGAUGGUUGGUUCGAUGAGUCUCUCGAAUUUCGACAAGCGGCUCUAGCGAUUUAUUCUGGAAUUUAUAUGGUUAUUUUGGCACUGGCUGCUGCGCAAUUUGUAUAUCGAUAUUUGGCAUUAGUACAUCCCGACUUGACAAAAUGGUUCAAAGGUUUUGGGAUCAUGGCUUGGGUUUGUUAUCCCAUAUCGCAUGGAGUGGUAAACGGAUUAUUGAUUUUUUUGUUGGCAUCUCCGGACGAAUAUUCAGAUCAAUAUUUGCGAAAUGAAUUCUUCAAAGAAUAUGAUCUAGAAAUCACAAAUGUCGCAAGAUUGUCGAUGAUUCCAUUUGACACUGCCGGCAACUUAAGAAUCAAAAACGCAACAUUUUUGCUUUGCCUCUCAUUUUUCAUCAGUUGUCAGUACUCGAUAAUUAUUUUUUGCGCCGUUCAAAUGCACUUACAAAUGAACAAAGAACUCCUCAAAUUCUCAGUUGCUAACCAGAAACUACAGAGACAAUUUUUCAAAGCACUCCUGGUUCAAAUCUUAGUUCCAGCUAUUUUAUUUGUGCUUCCCAGUCUGCCAUUUUUGAUCACACCGUUUUUUAAUAUUGAAAUUGGGUUCAAUCCUGCUUUGAAUUGUGCACUCCUGCAAAUUUAUCCACCAAUUGAUAGUAUCGCUUUUAUGCUUAUUGUAUCUGAAUAUCGGAAAAUAAUUUCCAAAACUCUUAAGAAAUGCGGAUCGAAAGCUCAAAAUCAAUCAGUAAUUCAGUUUGUAACUUGA
This is a messenger RNA of Caenorhabditis elegans, 996 nucleotides long. RefSeq names its product Seven TM Receptor (gene str-40). The record is from RefSeq and is marked reviewed. Lineage: Eukaryota; Metazoa; Nematoda; Chromadorea; Rhabditida; Rhabditidae. The coding region runs from base 1 to 996 and encodes 331 amino acids. The transcript is spliced from 2 exons.